Fusarium coffeatum is the source of this 1224-nucleotide messenger RNA. RefSeq lists its product as uncharacterized. Lineage: Eukaryota; Fungi; Ascomycota; Sordariomycetes; Hypocreales; Nectriaceae. Bases 1 to 1224 code for a protein of 407 amino acids. The transcript has a single exon. The record is from RefSeq and is a predicted model, not a curated record.
AUGCUUUCUGCUCGUCCUAUCAUCCGAUCAAGCGUGCCUCGCGCCGCUCGUGCGACACGCGCCACUCGCAAUGUUCGCUUCCAGUCUACCACAUCUUCCUCAUCAUCUUCGAGCAGCACGCACCUCGCAUCAGGCAUUGCUGGUGGUUUCGUCGGUUCAGCUCUCUUCUACGGUAUCUACUCUUACACACCUGCCGGACGCGCAGUUUCAAGUGUGAACAAGGUCGCUUUGGAGGCUCAGAGGAAGUAUGACGCUGCCGCAAAGAAGCUCCAAGAGAAGGCACCCGAUGCCGACCAGGCCGUCAACUAUAUCAAGGAGUACGCAUACUCCUACGUUGGCUGGAUCCCUGGUGGCCGAGCCUACGUCGAUGCUGCCUUCCAGGACUGGGAGAAGGUUCGCGAGAACAACAAAGAUGAGGCCGACAAGCUUGUCAACGAUGCCUACAAGCAGUUCCAGGACUUGUCAAAGUCCGGUCUCAGCAUGGAGACUGCCUCUAAGGCUUUCGAUGUCCUCGCUGACCUCGGCAAGAAGGUCGCCAACCUCGCUGGUGACGCCAUUGGGGACAUUAUCGACAACCACCCUCAAGUCAAGGAGAAGCUCGGCGGCAACGUCGAUCAGCUGAAGGAGCUUGGUGACAAGUACGGCCCCGAGGCUAAGAAGCAGGUUGACGAGACCUGGAAGCAGGUCAAGGAUAUCUUCGCCGGUGGCUUCAGCGCCGCCAGCAUUUCCAAGGCCCGCAAGCUCAUCGAGGAGAAGGUUGAGGAGAUCAAGAAGCUCGGUGAUAAGGCCUGGAAGAAGGGUUGGGAGGAAGCCAAGCCCUACCUUGACAAGAACCCCAAGAUCAAGGAGCUCAUCGAGAAGAACGCCGAUGCUCUGAAGCAGGGUAACGCAACCGAGCUCUUCAAGCGCGCCAAGUCCGCUGCCGACUCUGGUGACAUGGGCGAUCUGCAGAAGUACGUCAAGGACGCCGCAGAGAAGGCCAAGUCCAAGGGUAACUCGCUCACUGGCGGCUGGGUCGACAUUGAGAAGUACAUCAAGGAGAUCCCCAACGGUGGAGAGGUCAUGGAGAAGCUCCAGCAGCUGAGCGAGGUCGCCUCCGAGCACAAGGAGGAGGGUGAGAAGCUCUUCAAGGAGACCGUCGAGGAGCUGCGACAAGUGUUGGAGAAGAAGUCUGAGAAGGCCCAGGAGAUCGCUGGAAAUGCCAAGAAGGAGGCCUCUAAAUAA